AUGGAUAAACAUUUUGUAAAAAAUGAGUAUUAUACAAAUAAAAAGUUUUUAUUUGUAUUUUAUAUUAUUUAUAUAAUCAAUUCAUUACAUGCCAAUGGAACUAUUAUACAAAAAGGUGUCAAUUUAAAAAUUUUCAAACGAGAUAAUAAUUUAUUUCAUAAUAAUCAUCUUUCAUUAAAAGAUAAAAAUCAAAAAGAAAAAAACAAUAUUGUUAAUUUUAUAGAAAAUGAUAAUAAAUUAUAUGAUGAUAGUACAAAUAAAUUUAAAAGUAAUGACAUUUAUGAAGAAAUUGCUGAAGAAUCGUCAAAACAAUAUAAUUCGCAUUAUUUAAGUUUAUAUCGAUCAGAUUUAAAAGGAAAUUACUUGGAAUCAAAUGAAAAAGUUAAAGAAGUUCAAUUUACUGAUAAGGACAAAUGUUUUUGCAAUUAUAUUGAUCACCUUUGUGAUGGUGAAGAUUUUUGUUUCAAGGCAAAAGGUGCAGCAUGUUUUCAUGCUAUAACAAUUGAUGAAGAUGAUGAAACAAAAGAAGUUGAGAUCUAUCAUGAAUAUGGUUGUGCACCUUUAGAAAGAGGUGGUCAUGGUUCGCAUUUUACUUGUAAUGCUUAUAGGACACUUUCAUUUACUAAGACAACAAUUGCAUGUUGUUAUGAAGGAAAUAAAUGUAAUUUAAAUAUAACACCAUUAGAUCCAAAAAUUAAUGAUACACAUAUUAAUAAAAAUAUAUUUGACAUAUUUUAUUAUAAAAAUGGCAAAUCAAUCAAUUUUCUAUAUUUGGGAUUAUUAAUCAUAAUUAUUUUAAUAUUUACAUUUAUUUGCUUUUAUUCACUUUUAAAUGUUUCUUUGACAAAAUUAAAAAAAGUAAGUGAAUUUCAAGAAUUACCAACAACAGAUACACAAAAACCAAUAAAUAAUAAUUUUAAAAGAAUUAAUGAAAAAGAAUCUUGUAACGAUUUUACUAGUGGAUCUGGUUCACUUUUAGCAUCACUUAAUCAAAGAACAAUUGCUUUAGAUAUAAGAAUUGAUAAAAUGAUAAGUAAAGGAAGGUAUGGUGAAGUUCAUCGUGCUACAUAUCGUGGAAGUUAUGUCGCAGUCAAAACAUUUUAUACAACUGUUGAAGAUUCAUGGAAAAAUGAAAAAGAAAUUUAUUUAACGGAAAUGUUUAAUCAUGAAAAUAUAUUACAAUUUAUUGCUGCUGAUAUUUGUUCAGUCGAUUCAAUAACAAAAAUGUUACUGAUAACAGAUUAUCAUUCAUUAGGAUCAUUAUAUGAUUAUUUACAAAAUCAUAAUAAUUUAUUGAUAAGAGAAGGAUUGUCACUUGCAAUGACAUCUGCAUGUGGAUUAGAACAUUUACAUAAUAAAAUUUUAGGUACAGGUAAUAAUAAAAAACCUGAAAUGGCACAUAGAGAUAUAAAAUCUAAAAAUAUUAUUGUUAAACGUCAAGGUGUUUGUUGUUUAGCUGAUUUUGGUAUGGCAUUAAAAAAUGAUGGAGAAAAAUAUUUAAAUAAUAUAAAAAUAAAGGUUGGUACACGACGAUAUAUGGCUCCUGAAUUAUUAAAUGAAACAUUGAAUCCUAAAAAUUUUGAAUGUUUUAAACAAUCAGAUAUUUAUUCAUUUUCACUAGUUAUGUGGGAAAUUAUAAGACGUAUUAAUGGUAAUCCUUCAACAUCUAGUUCAUUUUUAUCAAAAAAUACUUUAAAACCAAAUUAUAAAUGUAAUACAUAUAAUGGUAGUGGAAGUUUAAUAUCAGGUGGUAGUCAUUCAAGUUCAGGUUAUGGAUCAACAACAUCUUCAAUAAAAACACCUUUAUUACAUCAAAAUAGUAAUAAAAAUGAGAUAAAUAAUAAAAAUGAAAUAAUUAGUGAUAAAAUUAAUCCAUAUUUUUUACCAUAUGAACCAUGGGUUCCUUCAGAUCCAUCUUUUGAACAUAUGUAUGAAAUAGUUUGUGUUAAAAAAAUGCGACCAGAAUUUAGUACAGAUUGGUUUAAUGAAAAUAACUACAUAUUAAACAAACUCUCAAAUCUUAUAAAAGAAUGUUGGUUUGAAAAUCCUUCAAGCAGGCAUACUGCAUUAAAAAUAAAAAAAGAUCUUUUAAAAUUAAUUGAAAUUUAUGAUACGGAAACUUUAGUGAAAAAAUCUUGCCAUAAUAUUAAUUCUCCUGUUUUGUCUCAAACAUAUUUUGAAACAGUAAACCAGUCAAAUUAA
This is a messenger RNA of Strongyloides ratti, 2202 nucleotides long. RefSeq names its product Thick veins protein. Lineage: Eukaryota; Metazoa; Nematoda; Chromadorea; Rhabditida; Strongyloididae. Gene Ontology annotation, molecular function: transforming growth factor beta receptor activity, type I; SMAD binding; ATP binding. Gene Ontology annotation, cellular component: plasma membrane; signaling receptor complex. Gene Ontology annotation, biological process: dorsal/ventral pattern formation; BMP signaling pathway; protein phosphorylation. The transcript is spliced from 5 exons. The record is from RefSeq and is a predicted model, not a curated record. Bases 1 to 2202 code for a protein of 733 amino acids.